AGUAGCUUGUGCAAACUCCGUCUAAUACUCUGUCGACGUUAUCAAGAAAUUUGCGAAAAAGUAGAAGUUGUUGUUAAUGUUAUGUCAUUAGAUAAAAACAAUAUUCGUGUUGUCUGUGCAUAUAUUUACAAUGGAUUUAAAAUAUUCCAUCCUUUUAUUGAUAUUAUCUCAUCAUUUAGUUUUAUGCGCGGCUAGAACGUCUGAUUGGUCGUAUUCGGGGGAGCAUGGUCCGACAUAUUGGCCAGGUCUAUGCGUGACUGGAAAGAAACAAUCACCGAUAAACAUCGUCACUGAAGAUACCUUCAAUACAGACAUUGGUGAACUUAAAUUCAUAAGAUACGAUUUUGCGUUUGAAUGCAAAAUCACGAACAAUGGUCAUUCUGUACAACUUCAAUUAUCCGGUGUACCGGUUCAUCUCGAAGGGGCAAAUCUUGAAUCCACAUAUAUCCUGGAGCAAAUACAUUUUCAUUGGCCUGCCGAGCACACCGUGGAUAACAAUCGCGACGCAUUAGAGUUACAUUUCGUGCAUUACAAGGAACAAUAUGGGAAUACAAGCGCUGCGUCCAAGCACGAGAAUGGAAUUGCCGUUGUCGCCACGUUAUUCGAGUUGGAUAACGAAGACAAUAUGGAGAUAACGCCAAUACUGAAAGCAACGGAAUUAAUAUCUAACGGAAUCGGGAAGAGUGCAGAGUUAAAUGAAAGCAAGUUUAUCCCUUCUCUAUUUUUACCCAAGGAUCAUACAACGUAUUAUCAUUACGAUGGAUCUUUAACUACUCCUGGAUGCCAAGAAACAGUGAUGUGGUAUAUCCUUACUGAAAAAUUGUCGGUAUCGGAACAGCAGUUAAACGUUUUUAAAAGUGUAGAAACAAGCAAUGGCACUUUGAGUUUCAAUUACAGGCCGACUCAAGCAAUUGGAGAAAGGACAAUUUAUCACCAUCUGCUUGGAUAUUCUACCGCAGGUAUUGUUUCUUGCAAUUUACUUAAUGUACACCUUGGUCUUUUCCUAACUAAAUUUUUAUUGUACAAUUAAAUUUAAAAAAAAAAUUUUUAAUCAAUCUUA
This is a messenger RNA of Apis mellifera (honey bee), 1060 nucleotides long. RefSeq names its product carbonic anhydrase 6. Gene Ontology annotation, cellular component: cytoplasm. Gene Ontology annotation, molecular function: carbonate dehydratase activity; zinc ion binding. Lineage: Eukaryota; Metazoa; Arthropoda; Insecta; Hymenoptera; Apidae. The record is from RefSeq and is a predicted model, not a curated record. The coding region runs from base 131 to 1030 and encodes 299 amino acids. The transcript is spliced from 6 exons.